CAAAAGUAAUAAAGACUACUAAUGUAGUGUGUAUGGGGAUACAUUUUCAUAAAUCCCAAAGAAUCAUCAACAUAAACAAAGAAAUAAAUGGUAGAAUAAUAUUAAUCACAACAUAGCAUAAUUUUGUGAAACAAACAGUGUAAGUCUGUUAAAACAAAACAAAGACAGUUUUCGCGCCAAUGUUUAAAAUUCAAAUCUAUCGCACGCAUAUCAUCACUUAUUGAAUUCAUCUAUUGUAAACAGAAACUACUAGUAAUGGAUGAAUGGAUGUUAGUUUAAUUUACCAGUAAAAAAGAAGGAAAAGGAUUGUCAGAAAAAUUGUGAAACUUUUAUUUCUCUUCAUUCCUGUUUCUGUCAAUUUCAUCAUUUGAGAUUUUGAAGGAAGAUUAAUAUAAAAACGGAUAAUUUGAUAUUUAUUUUAUUUUAUUUCUUAUAUAUAUAUUUGUACACAUGUGCAGUUAUUUUUCAACUUUAUUCUUACUAUUUUAACUGAAUAAUAACAAUAACAAUAUUAAUAAUAAUAAUAUAACAUGAUAUAUUUUAAAUGUUGCGCACAAACAACAUGUUCAGAGGAAUAUUUAAUUUGUAUUUUGUUAAUCUUAUGCUCAAUAUUUAAUGUUCAAUCGCAUAAUGACAAUAAUAAUAAUGAGAUAAAUAAUACAUCGAACCAAUCAAUAAAUAUUGAUUCGUCAGUUUUAAAUCCAGAGUUAAUUCGAAUGAAAAAAGAAGCUGAAAGCUCACUGGACAGUCAUAAUAAUAAUAACAAUAAUCACCAUAACAAUCGGAUUGGUGACAUUGAACAUAUUGAACAUGAUAGACUUGACACAUUAAGAGAUCAUUUAAACAAUGCGAAUAAAGGCAAUACUGACAAUAAUGAUAUGAAUAAUAUCAACGAUGAUGACUUAUUGAAGUCCUUAUCAAAUAUGAUUAGAAUGUAUCAUAGAUUUCCAAAUACUGAGACAAAUAAUGAAAACAGUAAUAAUAAUAAUAACAAUAAUGAAAGAAGUGGGACAACAUUUACAUUUAUUGAAAUGAUUGUUCAACGUACAGUGAAUAAAUAUAUGAAUGUAAUACGUACACGUUCUGACUGGUUAAAACGUUUGUUACAAUUAGUGAAAGAAGAACGCGAUAUUCGAUCAAGGUACAACUGUUAUACAGAUGCAUGUAUUUAUAAAAUCCAAUUGUUUACAACUCAGUUAAAAGCUCAUCUACUUAGGAAUACAGCACAUUUAGACGGGAAUCAUGCAGCUGAUGAGUUACACUUGAAACGAUACCGAAGAUCUUCAUUCGAUGAAUCCUUAACACCAUCAGAGUCGUCACCAGCAGAGGGUGUAGCGCCGGCAGCAACUAAGCCAUUUGAUUUAAAUGAUUCAACAGUUGAAGUGUUACAUGAUGAUCCAGGAAUUCCAGACGUCUUGCUAAUACAUCUUAAUGAUCACGGGGAUGAACAUGAUGAUGACGACGCUUUGAGGCUACCUAGCGAGAUACACAAGUUGAAUAUUUUGGAAAAGCAUAGCGAAAAUGCUCAUGAAAAUGACGGUGAUGUGGAGGAUAAUGUUGACAAUAAUCACUUUGACAGCUGGACGAAUAAUAAUAAUGAUAGUCGACAGAAAUCAAUCAAGUUUGAUAAUACGCAUAAGAUAGAUGUAGCUAGAUUUAGUCAAGAUUUGGUUAAUGGUGUUUUAUCUAAACAUACUAAAAGUCAAACAGUGACUGUACCCACUGUUACUAAGAUGCCAACGACUACUGCUACUCCUGAUGUGUUUAAUUCGAUUACGGGGAAUGACAGCAUUAUUGACAAUAUUUCACUAUUGUCUGUGUCCACUCCACAACCAAAUCUGUUCGCCCAAAUGAGUGGAGAAGAGAAUCCUUUCUUACAGAACCAUGAAGAUGAUGUUGACAGUGAUCUGGAGGUUGUCAGUCAACUUCACGAUGCGGAAUCUUCAAAGAAUAUUGCCGAUGAAGUUCCCAGUAUUUCAGCUGAUCAUGAAUUAAAAAGAGAUGAAGUCAGUGGUACAGUAGCCCCAGAUGGGGCAAACAGUAUCUCCUUAUCACUUUCGUCUUCAUCGGCAGAAUCAGAAGUAGAAAAAGAAGAAAAAGGAGUGGUGGUAGACACGAAGGGGGAGACAAUACCACUUCCUUUGUUCGAAUCCGCCGCCUAUACAACGGAUAUACCAACCGCCUUCAGUGAUGCCAUGCCUACAUCUGAUCUGGUAGAUGGUAAAGUUGAGGAACUACAGGAGAAUACAACACCACCACCACAAUCAUCGUCGACACUGCCAACAUUCACUGAUACUACUACAGCAGACAUAAGACAAACAGAUAUCUAUACACAUUCAAUGAAACCGUCAUUAAAUAUUCGAGCUAUCUCGUUGACAGUGGAAGAAACUCUGGUAAUACCAUUUGGAUUGAACAAAUUCAAUGGACGACCAUAUGAGAAUUGUACUGGACAGUAUGAAACUUAUUGUUAUAAUGCUAUAAAAUGUGUGUAUAUCAGUGUCCUGGAAACAGCUGCAUGUUACUGCAGAACUGGUUAUACUGGUGUACGUUGUGAUAUGUUCAAUUUACCGCAAACACUGGAUAUACUGAAAUCAUUUCGAGAAGAAAGUAUCGAUAUUAGUUCACUUCAACAACCCACCGCUUAUAUUCUACACAAUGUGAUUGAAGCAACAGCACGAUACACAGUAAAUGCUGUAUUAGAAGAAAGCUUAUUAUCAACAUGGGAAGAUGAUACACCCUUCUAAUAACUUUUUUCAAAUAAAAUACAAUGAAGAGAAAAUCAUAUACUUUUUAUACACAUGUACUUAUGUAUGAAGAAUAAAAGUAUAGCACAAAUAAUUGUAGAUAUAAUGUAUUGCAUUUAUUAUUACUAUUAUUAUUAUUAUUCCCACUUAGAUAUUAAUUUCCCCGUUUCCUUCACGGCCCACCUUAUUAAAAAUAAAGUCUUAU
This is a messenger RNA of Trichobilharzia szidati, 2949 nucleotides long. The record is from the annotation of a GenBank genome assembly. NCBI's taxonomy places the organism in Eukaryota, Metazoa, Platyhelminthes, Trematoda, Strigeidida, Schistosomatidae.